Molecule: messenger RNA, 3090 nt
Organism: Sphenostylis stenocarpa
Lineage: Eukaryota; Viridiplantae; Streptophyta; Magnoliopsida; Fabales; Fabaceae
Source: the annotation of a GenBank genome assembly
AUGUACAGGCUAGCUACUAGAAACGUCGCCGUUUUCUUGCCUUGUUGCCGCUCCAUUAGUCUCAUGUCUCCUUCUCCUCGCUUUCCCAUUUUCAUUUCAUCACUUCCUACUCGUUUCAUUCGAAAGCUUUCAACUGUCCAGCUAAUUGAAAGGCUUGAAUAUUCUAAUUUGCUUGGACUCGAUUCCAACAUGAAGAAUGGAAGGGCUGCUUUAGUUGGGGAAUUCUACGAAGCCUGGGGAAUAGAUGCUUGCAUUCUUGUUGAAUAUGCAGGUUUAAAUCCCUUUGGUGGUCUGCGAUCAGAUAGUAUUCCAAGAGCUGGUUGUCCUGUUAUGUGCAUCGUGGAGGAAGUUCAGGGCCCAACUCAAUCUCGAUCCAGGAAACGUCGCUUUAUAUCUGGGCAUGCUCAUCCCGGAAAUCCCUAUGUAUAUGGACUUGCAGCAGUUGAUUAUGAUAUUAACUUUCCAGAACCAAUGCCUAUAGUAGGUAUUGGUGGAAUAUCUCAUUCUGCAACGGGCUAUUGCAUCAACAUGGUACUAGAGACCAUGAAGACGUAUUCUUCUGAAGAUUGUUUGACAGAAGAAGCAGUUGUAACAAAACUUCGCACUUGUCCGUAUCAUCAUUUAUUUCUGCAUACAUCUUUGAGGCAGAACUCUUCUGGAACGUACGACUGGAGGGAAUUCGGCGAGGGGGGACUCUUAUGGGGAGAAUGUAGUUCUAGACAUUUUGAAUGGUUUGACGGAAACCCUGUCUCUGAUCUUUUGGUCAAGGUAAAGGAGCUUUAUGGUCUUGAUGAAGAGGUUGCGUUUCGGAACACAACCGUGUAUUCGGGAAAUAAGGCUCGACCUUUAACUCUUGGAACCUCUACUCAAAUUGGUUGCAACAUGCAAACUUAUGAGCAGUCCACACCACCCCCCACGCCCCACCCUCACACUGUUGUGCCUUCAGCAGUUGGGCCAAAUGAUGAGGUCCAGUCUUCAUACCAAGUACACAAGAACGAGGAAAAGGAAGCUAGUUCUAGGCCUAAGAGAGUGACUAAAAGCCGAGGGGCAAUAAACAGAGUUAUUUUAUCCUUCCUCAACAUUUUCGGUGCUUUCGUUGAGAGAAGCCAUUCAUGGCCGAAGGACUCCGUUCCAAAGGUUGCUGGAUGUGAAGUUGCAUCUAGUAAGAUUGGUGAAAUAAUCUCUCUGGAUGGUGGAGAUGAUCAGAAAAUCAACUCUUUUUCUCCUAUUCCUCAUGAAUUUUUUGAUGAUAUGGAGUCUAAAUGGAAAGGUAGAAUAAACCGAAUACACAUAGAUGAUGUAUUUUCUGCAGUUGAAAAGGCAGCUGAGGCCUUGCAUAUAGCAGUCACUGAAGAUUUUGUUCCUGUUAUUUCUAGAAUCAAGGCUACUGUAGCCUCACUAGGAGGUCCUAAGGGAGAAAUAUCUUAUUCACGGGAACAUGAGGCAGUUUGGUUCAAAGGCAAACGCUUUACACCAAUUUUGUGGGCUGGUAGCCCUGGAGAGCAACAAAUUAAACAACUUAGGCAUGCUUUAGGUUCUAAAGGUAAAAAGGUAGGGGAGGAAUGGUUUACCACACCGAAGGUAGAGGCUGCAUUAACAAGGUAUCAUGAAGCAAAUGCCAAAGCAAAAGAAAGAGUUUUGGAUAUUUUAAGGGGACUUGCCACUGAAUUGCAAUACAAUAUAAACAUCCUUGUAUUUUCUUCCACGUUGCUUAUUAUUGCCAAAGCAUUGUUUGCACAUGCAAGUGAAGGGAGAAGAAGGAGAUGGGUCUUUCCCGCACUAGUGCAAUCUCACGGAUUUGAGAAUCCCAGGACCCACAAUUGGCAAGGUUUAAACAUGCAGGCCCAAAGCCAACCAAUUGUAGGGGGAAGGGGUGCGUCUGAUGUGAAGUCAUUGGACAAAAUCCAUGGGAUGAAGAUUGUUGGUUUAUUACCUUAUUGGUUCCACAUAGCCGAAGAUGUUGUGCGUAACGAUGUUGAUAUGCAAUCAUUAUUUCUUUUGACAGGACCAAAUGGAGGUGGGAAAUCAAGUUUACUGCGGUCAAUUUGUGCUGCCGCACUACUUGGGAUAUGUGGACUCAUGGUUCCUGCUGAAUCUGCCCUGAUUCCUUAUUUCGACUCCAUCACGCUACAUAUGAAGUCAUAUGAUAGUCCAGCUGAUAAAAAGAGUUCCUUUCAGGUGGAAAUGUCAGAACUUCGAUCCAUCAUUGGUGGAACCACUAAAAGUAGCCUUGUACUUGUUGAUGAAAUUUGCCGAGGAACAGAAACUGCGAAAGGGACUUGUAUUGCUGGUAGUAUCAUUGAAACUCUUGAAAAAAUUGGCUGUCUGGGUAUUGUAUCCACUCACUUGCAUGGAAUAUUUAUUUUGCCCCUAAACAUAAAAAACACUGUGCACAAAGCAAUGGGCACAACGUCCCGUAAUGGACAGACAGUGCCUACGUGGAAGCUGACAGAUGGAGUAUGUAAAGAAAGUCUUGCUUUUGAAACUGCCAAGAAUGAAGGAAUGCCUGAGCCUAUUAUCAGAAGAGCUGAAUAUCUUUAUGAGUCAGUUUAUGCUAAGGAACUACUUUCUGAAGAAAAUUUCCCAAAUGAAGAAAAGUUUCCUAUGUCCAUCGAUGUUAAUAAUUUGAAUGGAACAUUUCUUCAUUCAAAAAGGUCCUUAUCAGGAGCUAAUCCAGUGGAAGUUUUACAUGAGGAAGUUAAGAGUGCUGUUUCUGUGAUAUGCCGGGAUCAUGUAAUGGAACAAAAAAGCAAAAAUAUUGCAUUGGAGGUUACUGAGAUAAAAUGUCUCCUAAUCAGGACAAGGGAGCAGCCACCUCCAUCGGUUGUAGGUUCUUCUAGUGUCUAUGUGAUGCUCCGACCAGAUAAGAAACUCUAUGUAGGAGAGACUGACGAUCUUGAGGGCCGGGUCCGAGCACAUCGAUUGAAGGAAGGAAUGCAUGAUGCAUCAUUCCUCUAUUUCCUUGUUCCAGGAAAAAGCUUGGCAUGCCAAUUAGAAUCUGUGCUCAUCAACCAACUUUCUAGUCGAGGCUACCAACUAAGCAAUACAGCUGAUGAAACGGACAAUCUUAGAAAAGGUGCAAUUGUAUAA